CUGGGGCUGUUAAAAACUGGGAAAGAAGUGAGAGCUACGUACUUUAUAUUUAACGUUUUCGAACGAUGCCGGCGAGUGGAUGGAGAAACAGCAGAGGAAGAUGUCAGUCUGGGGGUAUGAAAGCGGUCUCAACCUGUCGUAGUCUUCCUGACCGGCGGUAUCCCAGCUGGAAGGCGUUAGAGUGCAGACGUAAUAGAAAUACGCUUACAGUCCCAAUAAGACCGGCUUUCCGUCGAGGAGGACGGUCGCCUGGUAGUUGUCGAAGACGGUCGGGACAUAGUCGCUCUACGGCGCGCAUGAGAACAAAAGAGCGAGUUUAUUAACGACCCACUGGGAAUUGAUUCGUGGUGUAGCUAAUCAGUAGGCAGGUCUUCCCGACCGCACCGUCGCCGACACUAGAACGGCUUAGUUAAUUAAUAAAUAAAGCGCUAGACCUACACAACGCAUUUUAUAUUCUUUGAAGCCAUUUUUAUAUUUUCGCCCUUCGGAUUUGAAAUUAAUUUUUUUUUGGACGCUCACUCAAUAGCGUAUUCGAAAGCACCUCUUGCCUCCAAACUAAGUAAAAAAAUAAUGUUGAGCCGCAACAUACUCUCCAGAGUCGCUAGGUCCACUGCGGCUGCCAGCGUUCGCAGAGCCAACGCAGCUGCGUUCUCCACCGCGAGAUUCGCCCCAGCUAUGGCUAAGCCAACGAUCUCAAAAGUCCAAUUAAAGGCUACCCGUGGAUACGCUACCGAAACCGCCCAAGUCGGUAACAUCAAGCAAGUCAUUGGUGCCGUCGUUGACGUUCAAUUCGACACCGAAGACCUCCCAGCGAUCUUCAACGCCUUGGAAGUUCAACACAACGGUCCAAAGGUCGUCCUCGAGGUUGCACAACACCUUGGUGAAAACACCGUCCGUGCAAUUUCUAUGGAGGGUACCGACGGUCUCGUCAGAGGCACAAAGGUCGUCGACACCGGCGCUCCAAUCUCCAUCCCAGUCGGUCCAAAGACCCUCGGUCGUAUCAUCAACGUCACCGGUGAUCCAAUCGAUGAGAGAGGUCCAGUCGAGGGUGUCAAGAGAUCACCAAUCCACGCUGAACCACCUGCAUUCACUGAACAAUCCACCGCUGCCGAAGUCCUCGAGACCGGUAUCAAGGUCGUCGACUUGCUCGCCCCAUACGCUCGUGGUGGUAAGAUCGGUCUUUUCGGUGGUGCCGGUGUCGGUAAAACUGUCUUGAUUCAAGAACUUAUCAACAACGUUGCUAAGGCUCACGGUGGUUACUCCGUCUUCUGUGGUGUCGGUGAACGUACCCGUGAAGGUAACGAUCUUUACCACGAAAUGAUUGAAACUGGUGUUAUUAACCUCGAAGGUGACUCAAAGGUCGCUCUCGUUUUCGGUCAAAUGAACGAACCACCUGGUGCUCGUGCCCGUGUUGCCCUCACUGGUCUCACCAUCGCUGAAUACUUCCGUGAUGACGAAGGUCAAGAUGUCUUGCUCUUCAUUGACAACAUUUUCCGUUUCACUCAAGCAGGUUCUGAGGUCUCUGCCCUUCUCGGUCGUAUCCCAUCUGCCGUCGGUUACCAACCAACCCUCUCAACUGAUAUGGGUGCUAUGCAAGAACGUAUCACUACCACCAAGAAGGGUUCUAUCACCUCUGUCCAAGCCGUUUACGUCCCAGCUGAUGACUUGACUGAUCCAGCUCCAGCUACCACUUUCGCGCACUUGGAUGCCACCACUGUCUUGUCACGUGGUAUUGCCGAAUUAGGUAUUUACCCAGCUGUCGACCCACUCGACUCAAAGUCACGUAUGCUUGACCCACGUAUCAUUGGUGAAGAACACUACAACGUUGCAACCCAAGUCCAACGUAUCCUUCAAGACUACAAGUCCCUUCAAGAUAUCAUUGCCAUUCUCGGUAUGGAUGAACUUUCUGAAGAAGACAAGUUGACCGUCGAACGUGCACGUAAGAUCCAACGUUUCAUGUCACAACCAUUCGCUGUCGCACAAGUUUUCACUGGUUUCGAAGGAAAGCUUGUCUCACUCGCAGACACCAUUCGCUCAUUCAAGGAAAUCCUUACUGGAAAGUAUGAUCACCUCGUUGAAUCAUCUUUCUACAUGGUUGGUACCAUCGAAGAAGCACAAGCUAAGGGUGAAGCCCUCGCUCGUGAAUCUGCUGGCCAAUAGAUUAGAAGAUGUAUUUAAAACGACGAUAAUAAAACCAAAUAAAAUUGAUUUAAUUUUCUUUCUCAA
Molecule: messenger RNA, 2226 nt
Organism: Wallemia mellicola CBS 633.66
Lineage: Eukaryota; Fungi; Basidiomycota; Wallemiomycetes; Wallemiales; Wallemiaceae
Product: beta subunit of the F1 sector of mitochondrial F1F0 ATP synthase
Exons: 3
Coding region: 571-2160 (529 amino acids)
Biological process (GO): proton motive force-driven mitochondrial ATP synthesis; proton transmembrane transport
Molecular function (GO): ATP hydrolysis activity; proton-transporting ATP synthase activity, rotational mechanism; ATP binding
Source: RefSeq, a predicted model, not a curated record